ACUUAUGCAAUCCACGUGCGGGAUGUGAUCCGUAAGGAGGAGUAUGACUACAAGCUGACCACCAAGAACAACACGGUCGAGUACCUGCUGAAAGGCCUGGAGCCCGGAGGCAGAUACAGCGUCUCUGUCCGUCUGCGCAACAUGAGCAAGGAGGCCAGCUUCACCCUCAGCACAGUUCCUCUUCCGGCUCCAGAAGCUCUGAAGAUUUUGACAGAAAACGACCACGUGUUCCUCUUCUGGAAGAGUCUGGCCGUCAGGGAGAAGGGCUUCAAUGAGAGCAGGGGCUACGAAGUGCAUGUGUAUGAGAGUGUGACCAAUCAGACGUCGUCCCUGGGAAACACCACGGAGACGUAUUUCCGCAUCAGCAGCCUGCUGCUGGGACACAACUACACGUUCUCUGUACAGGCCCGCUGCCUGCUGAGCGGACAGCUGUGUGGGGAGCCCGCCCUGCUGCUCUACAACCAGCUGACCGCAG
Molecule: messenger RNA, 475 nt
Organism: Notothenia coriiceps (black rockcod)
Lineage: Eukaryota; Metazoa; Chordata; Actinopteri; Perciformes; Nototheniidae
Product: sortilin-related receptor-like
Exons: 3
Molecular function (GO): protein binding
Source: RefSeq, a predicted model, not a curated record